CUACUCCUACUGGAGUCUCAUAAGAGUUGCUAAGAAAAAUUGUGGCUCAAAUCGAUAUCUCAAUCCAAGAAUUUGGUGGUAAAAUUUCAGCAAAAAGAAACAUCACAAGACAUCAUCUGCCAUUGAAAUGCAAUCCUCUUCAAUCUCCAUUGUUGUUGCUUAAGCUUAAGCUCAAGUAUGAGGAGUUUUGUUAUCAUCACAACCCUUUCAUCCUCCAUUGUCGCUUCUACUCCUUUUCAUCAUCACCAUAUCUUUACCCAUAAACAACCUCCAUUUCUUUCCCUUCAUAACUUCAUUUUCCUUUCUUUCUCUAAACCCACUUCCCAAACCUCAUUCUCUUCAUCUUCAUCUUCAUUUUCAACCUCUAUACCUAUCAUUUCUCCCCAUUUGUAUCCAUCAAACUCUGACCCAACUAACUCUGACCUUAGUUUUUAUGCCGAAAUUGCUUCUAAGCUUGUUGAAGAUGGAAGAUUCCAAGAUUUUGGGAUGGUUGUUGAGACUGUUUUGAGCUCUGGUAUUGAUGGGUCUUUGGCUUUUGGUAAAUUGUUGAAUUCCAAGCUUUUAACUUUUGGCAUUGUUAAGGGUCUUAAAGAAGGAAGAGUUCAUGAUGUUGUUGAAUUGUUGGGUUUUUUGUCCAAACUUUGUGUUGAUGUUUUGGGUUUGUUUGAUGGGUUAGCUAUGGGAUUGCUUAAAAGAGAGUGUUUUAGUAUAUUAAAUGAUGGGCAUUUACAAGAAGCUGUGGAGCUCAUGGAAAUAUUGGCUGGUUUUGAAUUCCCAAUCAAAGACUUGAUGAAGCCCAGUGAUGUGAUUAGGAUAUCUGUCAAGAAGCGCAGCCCUCAUUUGGCUGUAAGGUAUGCCUGUCUUCUUCCACAUGCAGAGAUAUUGUUGUGCACAAUAAUCAAGGAAUUUGGAAAGAAGUCAGACCUGGCUUCGGCUGUAAAAGUUUUUGAAGCUUCUAGGCAGAAGUUUGGUGGUCAUAACAUGUAUGUCUACCGCACUAUAAUCGAUGCUUGUGGCUUAUGUGGUGAUUGUUUCAAGUCCAGGUUAAUCUUUGAGGAUCUACUAGCCCAGAAAAUCACCCCAAAUAUCUAUGUCAUCAACAGUCUAAUGAAUGUAAAUGCCCAUGACCUGGCUUACACGAUGGAUGUGUACAAGCAAAUGCAAAAUUUAGGUAUUGAAGCAGAUAUGACUACUUACAAUAUCCUGCUAAAGGCUUGUUGUCGGUCGGGAAGGGUCGAUGUGGCUCAGGACAUCUACCGAGAGGUACAACACUUGGAUUCAACUGGAACACUCAAAAUAGAUGUUUUUACUUACAGCACAAUCAUCAAGGUAUUUGCAGAUGCGAAAUUGUGGCAAAUGGCUAUCAAAAUCAAGGAAGAUAUGCAAUCAGCGGGCGUCAUUCCCAAUACUGUUACUUGGUCCUCAUUGAUCAGUGCAUGUGCCAAUGCAGGUCUGGUCGAUCAAGCAACUCAGCUAUUUGAUGAGAUGCUUAUGGCGGGCUGUGAACCUAACGAACAUUGUUUCAACGCACUUCUUCAUGCAUGUGUGGAGGGAUGUCAGUAUGACCGAGCUUUUCGCCUUUUUUACACUUGGAAGAGUAGUGGAUCUGCAAAUAAAUUCGGUGAAAACAUAAGAGUUAGUGAAGAUGAAUCAUCGGCUAUUCUACUUGCAUUUAAAAAUUCUAGAACAAAAGCACCAGAAAUUGUGACUACUUCACGUCAGUUGAGCUUUGCUAAAAAUAUUCCUUUUAGUCCCACAACUACAACAUACAAUAUACUCUUGAAGGCUUGUGGUACUGACUACUAUCGAGCGAAAUCUCUAAUCGAUGAAAUGAGAUCGUUGGGUCUUUCACCCAAUCACAUCAGCUUUUCAACUUUGAUUGAUAUAUGUGGUGGAGCUGGAAACGCUGAGGGUGCUUUGCAGAUAUUAAAAUCCAUGGGUGACUCUGGAAUUAGGCCUGAUGUGAUCGCUUAUACGACUGCUAUAAAGAUUUGUGUUGAAAAUAGAAACUUGAAUACGGCAUUUUCAUUAUUCUCAGAAAUGAAGAGAAACCGUGUUAAACCAAAUUUGGUGACCUAUAACACUUUGUUAAGAGCCCGUAGUAAGUACGGCUCCCUUCAAGAAGUUCAGCAGUGCCUAGCUAUAUAUCAAGACAUGUGUAAAGCCGGCUACAAAUCCAAUGACUACUUUCUUAAACUACUGAUAGAAGAAUGGUGUGAAGGAGUUAUACAAGAGAACAAUCAGCAAGGACAAUCUAGUUCACAUAACAAGAAUAACAUAGGGGAAUUGCGAAGUAUACUUCUUGAAAGGAUAGCAACCCAUUUACGAAAGGAUACGGCUAAAACCCUGGCAGUUGAUAUUCAAGGACUUACAAAGCGUACUGUGCAGGUGGAAGCACGAAUUGUAGUUCUCGCAGUUUUACGUAUGAUCAAAGAAAACUACAAAUCAGGGUUAUCAGUAAACGACGAUCUUAUAGUUAUACUAGGAAUCACGAAAGUAGGUACAGAGUGUACGGUGAAAGAUGCGAUAGCAAGGCUUUUGAAGACGGAACUUGGACUCGAAGUUAUUGCAGUAAAUCCAGAUCGGGCGGUUAAUAGAAAAUUUGAUAAAGAUGGUGCUUCUAGUUUAAUUUCGAAUUCCGGAGGUGUCGAAUCGAGCGAGCUGCCGACUAGUCUUGACACUCCGACUCGACGACCCGCAGUAUUGCAAAGGCUAUUGAUUACAAGGAAAUCAUUAAUGCAUUGGUUGAAAAGAAGAUCAGUCCCUGCCACUAAAUUUUGAUUCUUUGUGUAGAUUAUAUUGUAAAUACUGUGAUCAUUCUAACUACACAUGUAUACUUAUCAUCUCAUGUAGACCAUAGCUGAUUAGCUAUGUAAAAUUUAUUAAAAAAAAAAAAAAAAAAAAAAAAAAAAAAAAA
This is a messenger RNA of Amaranthus tricolor (Joseph's coat), 2917 nucleotides long. RefSeq names its product pentatricopeptide repeat-containing protein At5g02830, chloroplastic. The record is from RefSeq and is a predicted model, not a curated record. The transcript is spliced from 12 exons. Lineage: Eukaryota; Viridiplantae; Streptophyta; Magnoliopsida; Caryophyllales; Amaranthaceae. Gene Ontology annotation, molecular function: protein binding. The coding region runs from base 178 to 2781 and encodes 867 amino acids.